AUGAUAACUAGCGGUGUCUUCGCAACUGUUGUGCUCGCAAAGACGGUGAUGCGUGCGAGGUCUAGAAAGAAAGAAACUUCCCACCAAUCCUCUUUGUUAUUUGAAGACUGGAAGAUAAGUUUCAACUUACCUCCAAAACUUAUUGUGAGGUGUGCUGUUUGUUGGCGUCGACGCACUGCAAAUGGAUAUUGGUGUCAAUACUGUGAAUCUCGUAGAUUUCGCGAAAAUUUUUCUACUUGGACAAGUGGAAAUUGUAAUUUUGCACAUGAUGCUUCAUUGGCUUUGGAGAUUGCCAAGGGACUAAGACCGCAAAUAUUAGAAGGAACUCCUAAAAAAUAUGUUGAAUUAAUGAAACUCUGUUGGCAAAUGGAUCCAGAAGGACGACCUAAUGCAGCCGAAUUAGUGAAGAAAUUAGAAAUGCUAAUGAAUGAUCAAGAGAUUAAUAACGGUGUUGUGCUUGCUAUGCAUAUUGAUGAGGCUUAUCAUCCUGAUGCUGUAUAUACAAGUAGGGCUUUGCAGUUUCCAGAUUUGAAGAAUGCCAAGUUUGAUUCCAACUCUGGAGAUAUUGGAAAUGAUACAAAUGUAUAUAUAACCAAACAAUUUGAAUUAUCACUAGAAAAUCUUCCACUUGAUUAA
Dentiscutata erythropus is the source of this 636-nucleotide messenger RNA. NCBI's taxonomy places the organism in Eukaryota, Fungi, Glomeromycota, Glomeromycetes, Diversisporales, Gigasporaceae. The record is from the annotation of a GenBank genome assembly.